Molecule: messenger RNA, 1228 nt
Organism: Culicoides brevitarsis
Lineage: Eukaryota; Metazoa; Arthropoda; Insecta; Diptera; Ceratopogonidae
Exons: 4
Coding region: 526-1065 (179 amino acids)
Source: RefSeq, a predicted model, not a curated record
GUUGCUUCUUCGUCGCGCUGCAUUAUUAAUGAUUGCCGUGUCAUUUUUCGGACAAUCGGUAGUCUUGUCGCAAACCUUCUCGCAGAUGGGACGCUGGAAAAUGUUGUCGAACGUGUAUUGAGUGACGGAUUUGGCGUCGCAAAUGCACGAAAGACCUGAAAAGAGACAGAAAAUUGGACAAAUAUUAGUUUUGACACCCACUUGAUGCACAAUAUAGCGUCAUUAAAGAUAAUUUUCCGAUCAAUUGUGGAAAAGUCAUUAAAUCGUAAUUACUCGUAUCGAUGAAAUUGAUGCCCCUCACGGGUUAACAAAGUUAUUAUUGCGCUGACAAUCAAAAAUUACGUAAUUCAAGCAGACUGGAGUAUCGUGUUUUCAUUAAAUAAGCAAGUGCGAUUUCGCAAAUUUUUCACAUUUCAUCCUAACUUUAUUUUUUCAAAAAAUUCAGUGAAUGAAUCAUCACAUCCGUUUCCUUUUUGUCGUUUUCAUUACCGUUUUUGCUCAGUUUCGUACAAAACUUCAUUCAAAAUGUGCUUUGAUGUCACCGAAGUAUCGUUCGAUAAACCUGGAAGAGAAUAUCAUCCCGGAGAGCAAUUAAAUUGCGAAAUCAUCGUGAUCCCAACUUGCAUGUGGAACAUUUUCAAACUCGAUUCAAUUUCUGUGAACGUCACUUGUCCUUACGAGAAAAUUCCUGUGCCGUAUUUCCAGUUAUCUAGACUUGCGAAUUUUGAUGCUCCAGCUCACGAAAGACUUAGACUCUCGCGUCAAGCAUCGAGUUCGAGACGAAGUGAGAUGGAGGAACUCAUUUGCAGGGACUUUGAGUUGUCGAACGGGCUGAAUCGGUUUAAUGUGUCGUUUAAAGUGCCGAAUGUGUCGAAUGGAACAUUUAGAACUCAUGACCAACUAAUCCGCUGUAAAAUGCAAAUAAUUUUAUACAUUCGAUAUUUACCGCGGAUCCCAAUCUUUUUCACCAACGAAUGGUUCGUCCUUACGCCAUCGAAUAUCAAGGAAACGAAGGAAAAACUCCGAAAUGUGGCUUUACGACUCAUUAAUAACCUUGAAAAUUGACAUUGACUCCCAUUGAAGGACUAUUUUUAGCGAAAUUGUGUUACAACAGCGGAACAUUCCACUUCCUUUCACGCUUCAUCGCUCAAUAAAUUGUGCCAUCAACACCUUAAUUAUCGAUGUUUUGAUUCCUCCUCGGUGCUUUUGUCUUUCGUGUAACAUUUAU